Messenger RNA from Paramecium sonneborni, 410 nucleotides. The record is from the annotation of a GenBank genome assembly. Lineage: Eukaryota; Ciliophora; Oligohymenophorea; Peniculida; Parameciidae.
AUGAAUUUUUUACUUUAAAGAGAAGUUGAAGCUCUAGGAAGUCUGGGUAUUAAUUUAUCAAAAUUAUGGAGUAUUGAAAAGUAUGAAAAGAUGAUGAAGUAGAUAAAAUUAAAUAAAUUAGUAGAAACUCCAUAAAUGAUGGAAAUAAUAAUUUAAGUGUUGCCUAUGAUAUGCUCGAAGAGUUAUUGAAAAGCAAGUAUCUGAUUUAAAUGUAUAAUUGCCAAUAGAAAAAGCAUCAAAAAACUUUAAUUUAAGAAAUUGAAAAAGAAUUCCAACAAAAUGAUUUAUUAAUGUCAUUAAAACAAGAACAAUAAGUUAUUAUAGAAAAAUAAGAAAAUUGUAAGAAUGAGUCACGAUAUUCUCGCAAAACAAGCGGAAUUGUAACAAGAAAUUAUUUAAGAAAAAUAUGA